AUGUUGUUCUCUCAUGCAGGUUGUGUGCUUGCCCUAACCACGACGGCUGUUGCGGUACCUUUUGGCGGAAGCAACCAAGCUGGAAGCAAUGAUCACCCAUGGUGGACGCCAUCGAAAGCUUCCGACAAGAGCUACUCGCGGGUUCGAACCAACGCAGCAGUCUGCAACAUGUCGCAUGCAGUGAUGCCGACAGCACCUACACCACUACCAGCACCGGCGUCUGGACUCGUGCUCUCACACGUCGCCAUCGGCCGAGGCACGCAGAACUAUACCUGCGAAACUACCAACUCCACUGCCGCACCUGUGGCGGUUGGGGCAAUCGCAAGCCUUUUCAACGUCAGCUGCCUUGCCGCUCAGAGUCCCGAAUUACUGUCCAAGCUUCCCGGCAUCGCUCUCGAUCUGCCAAGUCCUUCGACUACCGAUGAAAGCAGUCCUGCUUACCAGAUGAUGUCCGGUCAUCAUUUUUUCGUGGAUUUGACCACGCCAUUCUUCAAUUUGGACACGCAGCUGCAUCAAUACGGCACUGGCGCGUUCAAGAAAGCCAACAGCUCAAACCCACCUACCAACGCCGUCCUUGGUCAGAACGGCCAAGGCAAUGGAUCUGUAGCUUGGCUGAAGCUUGACGCGAAAACUGCCGAUGGCCAGGUCUUCCAGAACGUUUACCGGCUCAAUACAGCAGGUGGGAAUCCGCCUAAGACGUGUGCAGGGAUGCCUGCGGCCUUCGAGGUUGAGUACAGCGCGGAAUAUUGGUUGUACGCUUUGCCAGAUACUUCGUGA
Baudoinia panamericana UAMH 10762 is the source of this 777-nucleotide messenger RNA. RefSeq lists its product as uncharacterized. NCBI's taxonomy places the organism in Eukaryota, Fungi, Ascomycota, Dothideomycetes, Mycosphaerellales, Teratosphaeriaceae. The coding region runs from base 1 to 777 and encodes 258 amino acids. The record is from RefSeq and is a predicted model, not a curated record. The transcript is spliced from 2 exons.